CCGUUCACUUGAGUCAAUGUGAGUUUUCAGUGCGCAACACGUAUUCGCGAAAUUUAAUUAUACAUAGAUCGAAUUGAUUCCCUAUGCGAAUGACGAUUUGAUGACAACUAAUACAACUGUAAGCGAACAAAACUAAGCUAAUCCACUGAAAUUUUUAUACUAUGCAAACGUUUCAUUCGUAAGUGAUGAUAUAUACACUAUAAUUGUUAAAUUGUCGAAGAAAGUCGAGUGAAUCUGCUAUCAUGAAGAGAACAUAUGCCGUUUUUAUUGAGCUAUUUCUGUUGAUGGGCUCGUUAGAGUUGAUGUUUGGAAUGCAGCUGUGUUUGCAAAUCGGUGACAUUCGUACUGUUUUAUUGGAUGUACCGAACGGAGGUAAAACGACACGAAUUUCAUUGCCUGAACGUUACAAGGGACUUCCAUUAAAAGCAGAACGUUUGAGUGAAAACUUUGAACCAAACAUCACGGAUGAAAUAUGGCCAUGUGUCUUGACGGGAUGGAAUCAACGGAAAAUCAAACCAGAUGAAAAUCAUUCACAACUAAAUAGCACACAGCCAGCUCAAGCGCCGUUAAAUCAAACACAUCAAGCCGAGUCGAAUCAGUCAUCGCAACCAAAUCAAGCAACAAAAGUGCAGUCAAAUCAACCAGAUCAACAACAGUCUAGUCAUCCGUUCCAAGCACAGUCCAAUCGACCAUCUCAGGCACGAUUUAAGCAGCCAAUCCAGAAUAAAUCACAUCAACCAGUCCAACCACAUACCAUACUGUCAUUCCAAAUACAGCCGAAUCAACCAUCUCAGAUACAGUCAAAUCAGCCAACAGACGUACAGUCUAAUGAGAAAGGCCCCACAAAAAUAGAUAUGGAAUCCAUUAAAAUAAAUGCCAAACUCAGGCGAGUAUAAUGCCAAUGAACUCUGCUGUUAUUUACAUAUAAUAGUAUCAUUGUUCGUAUGUAUAUUUAGAUCAUUCAGUUUGGUUCAGUUUGAAAAUGACAACACUUCAUUCAAUAAAUCGAACUAAAUGUCCGACAUGUGAUGUUUUGUUGUGUGAAUAAAGCAUCAAUU
Sitodiplosis mosellana (orange wheat blossom midge) is the source of this 1058-nucleotide messenger RNA. RefSeq names its product PGC-1 and ERR-induced regulator in muscle protein 1-like. The coding region runs from base 243 to 896 and encodes 217 amino acids. The transcript is spliced from 2 exons. Lineage: Eukaryota; Metazoa; Arthropoda; Insecta; Diptera; Cecidomyiidae. The record is from RefSeq and is a predicted model, not a curated record.